Molecule: messenger RNA, 717 nt
Organism: Eremothecium sinecaudum
Lineage: Eukaryota; Fungi; Ascomycota; Saccharomycetes; Saccharomycetales; Saccharomycetaceae
Gene: MND1
Product: Mnd1p
Exons: 2
Coding region: 1-717 (238 amino acids)
Biological process (GO): reciprocal meiotic recombination
Molecular function (GO): double-stranded DNA binding
Source: RefSeq, a predicted model, not a curated record
AUGUCUGAUUAUCUACAUGAAAACAAAGCAAACGUAAAAAGUAGGAAACAUGUUGUGACACAGGCUGAGAAAAAAGCACGUAUCCUUAGAUUCUUUCAGGAAAACCAUGAUAUCUACAGUAUGAAGGACCUGGAAAAGAUAAUUCCAAAGAAAUGUGCAGGAGUUUCGUCUAUGCUUGUCAAAGAUUUAGUCCAGCAACUCAUAGACGAACAGGGAAUUAUAUCUGUGGAAAAGUGCGGUAAUGUUAAUGUCUAUUGGUGUUUUAAAAAUCAACUAGUUGGAAAGAUCCAUAAAGAAAUGAAAGCCGUAGAAGCAAGCAUCGACGAUACCAAGGCAAAAAUCAAAGCACUCGAGGCCGAUUUACAUAUACAGAACAAGGAAGAGCGCUGUGAUCAUUUUGAUCACCAGCAUGUAAGAUAUAAACGGACGGAACUACUGGCAAAGAACGAAAAACUUCGGAAAGAGUUGGCGGCUAUUGUGGGUAACUAUAACACUAUUGAGCAGACCAAAUGGGACCAAACUACGAUUGAAGAUCGUUUAAAAGGCCUGAAGCAGAAAUUGGAACAGCUUGAUAAAAUUACGGACAACAUUGAAGUAAAUGUAAGCUUACUGAUGCGCAAAUAUAGUUUGCAGCGAAAGGAAGUGACCACUGCGCUGGAAAUACCCCAUGAUUUCGACGAUUUCGACGAGUUUGAAUCAAUAAGGAAGUUGAUAUAA